AUGCCUAGGCUUGAUUCCAUUUCCAAUUUUGAGGAAUCACGUCAACCCGAACGCGGGUCUUCUUCAAGCGGCCCCUCUCUUGACUUGCCGCAUUCUUCUUUACACGAAUCUAGCCCUGAUGUGGCUGCAGUAGCCCCAGCUUCUCGCCCUUUGGGGCUUGCUCUUUUGCCUGUAGAGCCUAAUUUUUCCUUGGCUAUGUCACCAGCCGGUGCUCGAGCGUCCAAUUCACGCGUACCUUAUCCUUCUUCGCCUCUCGAUGCCUCUAUUCGGCCGGAUGACAUUUAA
Molecule: messenger RNA, 285 nt
Organism: Protopolystoma xenopodis
Lineage: Eukaryota; Metazoa; Platyhelminthes; Monogenea; Polystomatidea; Polystomatidae
Source: the annotation of a GenBank genome assembly